GGCUUCUUAAUUAUCCCUCCUCACACUCCUCACAAAAACCUCUGUAAAACCUGGUUCUCUGCAACUUUCUGAGUGAAUGCAAGUAGAAAGAACAAGAAGGAUUUCAAUGGAGUUAAAGAGUGUGAUGAUCUUCAUUUUUGUCAUUCUGUUUUUGCAGCAGUUUGCUCACUCUGCAACACUUGUUGUUGAUGGAGUUUCUGAAUGGAAGAAUCCUACUGUUCAAGUUGGUGACUCCAUUAUUUUCAGGCACAAAUACAACUACAAUUUGUACAUUUUCAAGAGCAGAAGAGCUUUCAAUUUGUGCAAUUUCACUGAAUCUACACUUCUCACUCCUGCAAGCCCAACAUUCACUUGGCACCCAUCAAGGCUUGGCUCCUUCUACUUCGCCUUCAAAAACGAGUCCACAAAAUCUUGUGACGCCGGUGAGAAGCUUGCAAUUCAAGUUUCCUCCUCACCGACACCGGAAACAUCCGCCUCGCCACCACUACCACAACCGUCGGUUGCAGCACCGUCACCUUCCAUCGCCAUUGGUGGUCACGGGAGCAUUGUAUCCUCCUCACCACCACUACCUAGCAUCCCCGGUGGUGGUAGCGGUGGAGGUAUAGUUUCAUCGUCUCCGUCUUACCCGUGGCCUAAUCGUCCACUAGAACUAGUUUCCCCAAGCCCGUCUCCAAUGAAUGCGAUUUUUCCCUCGAAUGGUCCCUUGAGUGGUCCAAGAAAACGUGGCGGAUCUUUACCGUUCAUCAACAGCAACCCUGCGGUGCCGUUGCCGACCGGUGAAGUCGAUUCCGCCACCAUAAGGCCUGCUCCUAGUUCUAGUGUUCAUAGCUUACAGGAUGUGGGGCUUGUUGGUGGUGUUAAAGUAUUUUGUUGUGUGGUUUUGCUAGUGGUGUUGAUAUGAAGAUGGGUGGCAGCUAAUUGAUGUAUGUAAAGAGAGGAGUGGGGUAGUGUAGGGUAGUGUGGGGGCAUGUCAAAUUUAAGUUAAAAGGUGGAUUUUGAUGAUUAUUGUACCAAUCUUUCAAUUUUAUGAGUUGUGUGACCCUGCAUUUGAAUUAAAAGCUUAUUUCUUUUGCUACAUUA
Molecule: messenger RNA, 1080 nt
Organism: Helianthus annuus (common sunflower)
Lineage: Eukaryota; Viridiplantae; Streptophyta; Magnoliopsida; Asterales; Asteraceae
Product: early nodulin-20
Exons: 4
Coding region: 77-901 (274 amino acids)
Source: RefSeq, a predicted model, not a curated record